Molecule: messenger RNA, 4066 nt
Organism: Lingula anatina
Lineage: Eukaryota; Metazoa; Brachiopoda; Lingulata; Lingulida; Lingulidae
Product: chromosome transmission fidelity protein 18 homolog
Molecular function (GO): ATP binding; ATP hydrolysis activity
Source: RefSeq, a predicted model, not a curated record
CUAACCUGAAAACAUACAAGUACGUUUUCCUGAUGUGGUGAUUAGUAAUGAUUCUGUGCUCUUUUUCAACAUAAAUCUGCAAUAACGCAUUUCAGACGCAAAAACAAAAACAUGGAGGAGGAUUUUGAAGCCAUGUUUGCUGACGAACUGGAAAUGAUGAAUGAGAUGGACGAUUAUGAACCAUAUCCUAAGUCAAAAAGAAGUCUGGCUUUCACUCCAUCUAAAGGAACUGGCAAGGACCCAGUGGACCUCAAUGACAGCAUACUGACACCUUUGGACAGUCCAAGUGAAAAUACAGAUCUGUCCAACAAAAGGAAAAAGAGAGAAAAGGAUGUCUUUGGUGAUUUGUCAGAUUCUGAUGGUGAUGUUGAGGAGGCUUUGCCCAAGAUAGCUCCACAAAGAAAGAGAGUCAAAUUAUCCCCUCAAAAAUCGCUUUCCAUACCCAAAAAUCGACCCGAACCAGGUUUAGAUGAUUUUGAAAUCACGCCCCCUCCAUCUCCAACCCUUGUUUUGGAGAAACGCAUCUUAGCCCAAAGAAACAAAACUACAACCAGUAUCUUGGCAGAGCCAACAAACAGCAGGGAUGCUUACCAAACCCGAGUGCUUGAUAGUUAUGAUUACGACCGUCCCAGAGUGUUCAGAAGAAUUCCUGCUGGGAAUUUUAUAUCUGUAACAGGGGUUGAUGGAACAAGAGCCUACAUGAAAGUGAAAGAAGAUAGUAUAUUGACAAAAGAGGAGGAUGCAGCUUUUUCUGCGACCAGUUCACACUUGCUGGGAAUGUCCUUUGAAGCACUGAAGGAUCAAGUGGAACAAGAGAGGAGAAACAGAGUAAUUAAAGAAUCAAUAAGACUGACUAAUCAGCUUAACAGGGAAUUUGACACAGAUCUUGGUUUGGAUGAUGAGUUAACAAGUGAUUUGCCUGAAGACCAUGACAUGCUUGAUAAAGAAGUGGAAAGUGAUGGAGAUAUGAAGCAUGAGCUGUGGGUAGAACAAUACAGACCCCGUCAAUAUACACAGCUCUUAAGUGAUGAGAGCACUAACAGAACGUUGCUGCACUGGCUGAAGUUGUGGGACCAUGUUGUGUUUGGAAAGGAGAAGAAAGUUCCUAAAGCAAAGCAAGAAGAAAAGAGCAAAAAAGAUGGCAAGAAAAAGAACUUUAAAAAGCAGGAGGAAGUGACAGAGGAUUUGGACAAACUAGGAAGGCCAAUGCAAAAGAUAGCUUUGCUGUGUGGUCCCCCAGGUCUCGGUAAGACCACUUUGGCCCAUGUAAUUGCAAGCCAUGCUGGGUAUAAUGUAGUUGAGAUGAAUGCCAGUGAUGACCGAUCUCCAGAAUUUUUUAAGAAUAAGAUAGAAUCUGCUACCCAAAUGAAAGCAGUAAUGGGAGCAGACCCAAGGCCGAACUGUCUGGUCAUUGAUGAGAUUGAUGGUGCUCCUUCUCAAUCUAUCAAUAUUUUGAUGUCAUUCAUCAAAGGUGAAGAAAAGGUCACCAAAAAGAAAAAGAAGAGUGAACGGAUUCUGUUAAGACCUGUUAUCUGUGUUUGUAAUGAUUUGUAUGUGCCUGCUCUGAGGACAUUACGACAAAAUGCCCUGGUUUUACACUUCCCUCCCACUGCCUCUGCACAGCUGGCUUCUAGAUUACUAGAGAUUAGUAGAAUGAAUAAAAUCAGUACAGACAUGUCUGCCUUGCUCCAGCUGUGUGAGAAGACCAAUAAUGACAUCAGAUCCUGUCUGAACACGCUGCAGUUCGUCCAGAGGCAGAAGAAGGAACUGACCAUGUCCAGUGUCCAGUCAUUGAGUGUAGGACAGAAGGAUGCUCACAAAAGUCUCUUCUCUGUUUGGCAGGAUAUAUUUCAAAUGCCUAAACCUAAAAGGAAAAGAUUUGUCAAUCCCCAUGAGCGUGGAAGUGUUCAAGAAAUGCAAGAUCUCUUAGCACAGAACAAUACAUCCACAUCAGGAAGGUUUCAGCACAUCUAUGAGGUUGCCAUAGCAGCAGGAGACCAUGAAAAAGUAACCCAGGGAAUCUUUGAAAAUUAUUUAGAGAUGAAAAUUAAGGACCCAAGAUUUGAUGGGUUGACCCUGGCCAGUGAAUGGCUGUGCUAUACAGACCUGGUGAACCAGCAGAUAGCUCACUAUCAGCUCUAUAUAAUGAUGCGCUACCUGCCAUACCUACCUGUGGUCUUCCACCUGCUGUUUGCUUCCACAUCAUACCCCAAGUUGUCUUAUCCACACAGUCAAUAUGAGUGCACCACUAAGUUGGCCAAGUCAGAAAACCUGGUGAAUGCCAUGAUGAAUGAGAUGGCACCCUCUGUGAGGAAAAAUUUGAACAUCCCCAUAAUUGUGCUGGAGGUUCUGCCAUCUCUGCUGGGCAUCAUUACACCCACACUGAGACCUGUGAACACACAGCUUUACAGUGCCAGGGAGAAGGCGGAUAUGAACCACCUGAUUCAGAUCAUGAUUGCUUAUAACAUGACGUAUCGCCAGGAAAGGACACCAGAGGGACAAUACACAUACGUUCUUGAUCCGAGUUUAGAUGAAGUGGUUCACUUCACAGGGUUGAAGCCUGAAAGACAGUUAACCUAUGCAGCUAAACAGCUGAUAGCCAGGGAGAUUGAGUUGGAGAAGAUGAGAAGAAGUGAGGCAGUACUUGAAAGAGCUGAGAAGCAGCCUGUAGCUCCAGUAACAAAGAAGUCGGCCAACCCUGCCGUACCUAACCACCUGCAGAAGCUGGAGGCCAAGCCGAUCAGGGAGGUGGAGGAAAAGCCUGCUGUGGACUUUUUUGGAAGAGUAAUCCAAACAAAAAGAAAAAAAGAGAACGCAUCACCAGAAAAUGCCAAAAAGAAGAACAUCUUGGAUGGGGAUGUUUGGUUUCACUUUAAAGAAGGCUAUUCAAAUGCUGUGCGGAGAACAGUCCGAGUGCAAGACUUUCUUUGAAUACACCCUGUAUACGUGGGGCACAAAUCUUGCCUGGACCAUAACGGAGGCCGAAUUCUAAACUACAACGAAUUUAUGAUGACUAAAUGUAAACCUGAUCAAUUUCUGAGCAGUUAUGCCAUUCUGCUACUUUGAUUGACAUGGAGACUUAUUAUAUGAUUGAUAUGGCAAACUUAUUAUUAUUUUUACUCAACCUUUCCUACUUUUUAGAUCUGGAAAAAUGGAAUAUUUUGUAACAAAAUUUAGCCAUGCAUACAAUUGGAGACUAACCAUUAUGUGUUCAUAUUUUUUUCUAGAUUAAAUGAAUACAAUAUAAAAUAAUAUUGCAACAGUGUCCAUAAGCGCAUACCUGUUAAAAUGGAAAUGUUUGUAAAGUCAUUUUCACUUUUUGAUGGAAGUAUGAUUAUCGAAGAGUUAAUGUCAACACAAAUAGACAGUAAAACUAUAUGGAACCUUGCCAGUAUUUGUUUUAUUUUUACCCCUGUUAGUCUAGAGAUUGAGGAAGAGUUUUUUAAGUCUUGAUAUUACUUUUUCCUUUUUAUCCCCACCCCUAGGUCUGGUGAAUAAGCAGUUUAAACGAUUAAAAGUGACUAAAACUUGUCAAUGCUGUUUAGUUCUUAAUUUAGAUGGGAUAAUCGCUUGCAUUACUAUAGUCAAAAUUUUUUCUUGCUAAUUCUAUUUUAUCCUUAUUUUUUGGAAAGAGAUGUACUUGAUAGAAGUAAUGGUAUGCACUCCACAGUGACAGCAACUUGAAGAAGAAAUAUAAUUUCAUGCCAGCAUGUAGUAUUAAUAUCUCAGCCUUCUAAGGAAGAGUCCCCCAGUAGAAUUAAAUUGUAGCGUAUCAAAUCGAACUUUGGAAUGAAUCAAUUUUACUUAGGCUUAUUAAGCAAAUUAUCGUCGGUUCCACUUGUAUUAUGAUAAUCAUUUUAACAACAUCAUUUAGUAUUUUCCUGAGAACUCUAUUGGGCUUCCGAUAGUCCAGUAUAUCCGAGAGAUUGAAAAUGAUUUUACAGAUAGCAAGCCUGAAUACAAUUGAUACAAGAGGUGCUUGGUUAUUUCAAAGAUUCUCAAAAUACCCGUAACUUUGACAGAUCUCAAACGCCAAUUUUAGUAAGCUAACCAAUGGUAGGUCAAG